AUGUUUAAUUUGAAUAUUUAUUUUAUUUAUUAUAGUUUACAGAAAGUUAAUUCAAAUGAUAAUACACAUAAUAAACAUAUAGUAAAAGUCGAUGAAAAUUCGAAUAUUCUUAAUAGAACAAUUGAAACACAAAAUCAUAUCGAUACUAAAGAUGAAUCUUAUUUAAUAUCGGAAAGUAAUAAUAUGUCAAAUGAAUAUGAUAAAUCUUGUAUAGAAAGUUCGUGUAUUAUUAAAAUUGAUCCAUCACAUGAUGAUAAUGAGAAGAAGUUGAUUGACGGUGAUACUAUAGAACAAACUGAUUUAGAAGAUUUUAAUUCAUCAAUUAUCAAUUCAAAUCUAUCAUCAACAAUAAUACCAACACAAUUUGAUUCUAUUGUUGAACAUUAUAAUGAAGAUUAUUCAGAUGAUAUUCAACAAACAACACAAUUAGUCAGAUUAUGUUGUGAUCGUGAAAUAGUCGAUGAUUCAAAUAAUCUUCAUUCACGUUUAUUUGAUUUAAGUAAAAUGAAUCAUGUUGUAACACAAUUUAAUGAAAAUGGAUAUUUACUCAAUGAAUUUACACGUCAAUUAGAUAAAUUAAAAAUCAAAACUGAUUAUAUACUUCGAACUACUGAACAUAUUCCACGUGAUGCUGAAUUACUUGAAGCACGAUAUUCAACAUUGUUAUCUACAAUAGAAACUCUUUCAUUGUUAUUAAAAAUAGCACAAAUUCCAGCAUGUCGUUCUCUUAUAAAUCGUCUUAUUUUUUCAAUUGAACAACGUAUGGAACAACUAAAUAAAUUUGUUCAACUUGCAUCAUUAUCAUUAAAUAAUAGCCGACAACGAACAGAUAUAAAUGAUGAAGAUUUUUUAUCAUUUCGUAGUGCCUUAUCAUCAUAUGAACAACUUUUUAAAAUAUCUUAA
This is a messenger RNA of Rotaria sp. Silwood1, 903 nucleotides long. Lineage: Eukaryota; Metazoa; Rotifera; Eurotatoria; Philodinida; Philodinidae. The record is from the annotation of a GenBank genome assembly.